AUGGAGGAAAUAAUUGCAGGCCAUUUGCUCGCGAGGGACGAUCGGCCCGUUGCGCUGACACAUAUACCAAGAAUUCCCCUUCUUGUAAUAAUAUGGUCCUUCUUUGCCUUAACCACGGUUGUGAUGACCUUUCGAAUAGCCAUCAGACUCUGGCUUCAACGAAAGCUUCUCUGGGACGAUGCAUUUGCUGUGGCUGCAUACAUAGGACUGAUUGUGCAGGUGGUCCUGCUCACUGUUAUAGCUCCGUUGAUAUAUAUACAUCUACAUGGGUUUUCAGGCACACGCCCCCCACCAGAAUAUGGGGUAAAGGUCACCCAUAUGAUCCGUGUGGUGUUUGCGCAUAAUGUAGUAUUUACUGCGAGCAUAUACUGCAUCAAAGCUAGCUUCAUGGCACUCUACUGGAGAUUGAUUAGAGAUUUGAACAACUACCGAAAAGCCUGGUGGGCAGUGACUGCAUUUUGUGUGAUAUCACUGAUCAUCAACGCCGUCUUGUUCCCUGUGGGGUGUUCGACCCUGGAGGCAUUCAUGUUCCUGCCAAUUGUUUUGAUCAUGCGGUCCAAACUACCUGGCCCCCAAAAAGCGGGCUUGGUCAUCCUCUUCGCUCUGGGAUUCUGCAUCAUCGCCAUCGCUACGGUACGCAUAAUCAAGAGCAACAGUUACCAGAAGCAGCCGCCGCUCUCCUGGCUCUUGUUCUGGAGUACGAUGGAAACAGCCGUGGCGGUGAUAACAAGCUGCCUAGCAACUUUCAAGUCUCUCUUCAACUUGAAGCAGCGACCCACACAUUACUCAUACUACACCACCACUCGCCAUCGACGUACAGGUGGCGGACAGGCCAAUAUAGACAACAUGGACAACAUGAACCUAACACUGCCGACGAUCUCUGACCUUGAGAGCGCGAACAGUCGGCUGGCUGGUAAGAACAGUUUGAUCAGCAAGAAAGAGUCAAGUAUCAUGAGCAUCUCAUCGGAUAGGAAGACGACGAGGACUCACGACGCCGAGCUGAGGGAAGAGAUCAUGAUUGGGGCCGCAUUUGACCUAAGAACGGGCAGCAUUCCUGGUUACAGUCAACAUCCUGGCAAUUGUCAUCAGCCCCAAGCGCCCAGGAUGGCACAGUUGCGAUAG
This is a messenger RNA of Microsporum canis CBS 113480, 1122 nucleotides long. RefSeq lists its product as hypothetical. The transcript has 3 exons. NCBI's taxonomy places the organism in Eukaryota, Fungi, Ascomycota, Eurotiomycetes, Onygenales, Arthrodermataceae. Bases 1 to 1122 code for a protein of 373 amino acids. The record is from RefSeq and is a predicted model, not a curated record.